Messenger RNA from Cuculus canorus (common cuckoo), 2797 nucleotides. It is a transcript of the gene ANKRD35, whose product is annotated as ankyrin repeat domain 35. Gene Ontology annotation, molecular function: actin binding. NCBI's taxonomy places the organism in Eukaryota, Metazoa, Chordata, Aves, Cuculiformes, Cuculidae. The transcript has 12 exons. The coding region runs from base 104 to 2551 and encodes 815 amino acids. The record is from RefSeq and is a predicted model, not a curated record.
GGGUGGCGAUGGGGCGGAGGCCGCGCACCGCGGGCGCCCACACCCACGCGCCGCGACGCCGCCGGCACCGGCACAGGGGGGGUUCCGCGCAGCCCCCGCCGCCAUGAAGCGCAUUUUCUCGUGCUCCAGCUCGCAGGUGGCGGUGGAGCGUUGGACAAAGCAGGAUCAGAAGCUUCUGGAAGCGGUGGAGAAGGGGGACGUGGGCAGAGUGGCCGUCCUCGCCGCCCGCAGAGCCGCGCGGCCCACAAAGCUCAACGCCGCCGGGCAAUCCGCGUUCCACCUGGCGGCGUCCAAAGGUCUCACGGAGUGUCUGACGGUGCUGUUGGCGCACGGGGCGGCCGUUAACGAGCGCAACGAGGACGGAAGCACCGCUCUGCAUUUGGCCACGAUCGCCUGUCAGCCGCAGUGCGUGAAGGUCCUCCUGCAGCACGGCGCCAACGAGAGCCACGUGGACGGGCAGAAUCGGACCCCUCUGCACUGGGCGGCGUCCUCGGGCUGUGCCUCCAGCGUCCUCCUGCUCUGCGACCACGAGGCCAUCCUGGACGUCCCCGACGCUCACGGUCAGACCCCCCUGAUGUUGGCGGCGCGCGGCGACCACAGUGCCAUCUGCGCUCAACUGCUGCGCCGCGGAGCGAACCCCCACCUGAGCGACAGCCACAACAGGACGGCGCUGGCGUUGGCGCAGGAGCGCUGCAGCGUGGAGUGCGCAGAGCUGCUGCUGCGCCACGGGGCGGCCGCGGGUGACACCUCCGACACCGCCCAGCGCCCACUGCCACGGCUCCUGCGCCGCAUCCGCCACGAGAACGGUGUCAGCUCUGCCGAGAACACUGCGCCGGAGAGUCAGGCAGAGGGGACCCCCGGCAGCAACAGCGAGGAGGAGGACGAGGAAAAGGAAGAGGGGAAGGAAGAGGAGGAAGAGGAGGAGGAGGAGAAGGAGGAGGAGGAGGAUGGCUGUGAUGCCCAGCACAUGCAGCACCUGCAGGAGCAUCUGGCGAGGAAGCAGCAGGAAUGCGCACACCUGACCGCCGCCGCCAACCACACCCGACAGUGCCUGCGGGACCUGGUGCGGCGUCUGCCCGGCGGCGAAGCUGCUGCCGCCGAGGAUGAGGAUGGCGCCUGCCUCGCCCUCCUGGCCCAGCACGUGCAGGAGCUGCGGGAGAGGAAGGCGACCGAGGAUGACGGCGAUGGAGAGCACCAAACGGCGGCGCAGCUCGGCGGCGAUGGCAGCACGCCGGCGGUGGCCGCGUUCCUGGCGUGGCUGCGAGAUGAGUGUGCUGGGAUGCGGGCGGCGAAGGCGAACGCCUUUACCCGGAGCAAAGCGUUACGCCGGGAGGUGGAGGAAGCCUUGAGGAGCAAAUUACACUAUGAGGUGGUGUCGGCCGACGCCGUCCGGAGGAGUUUGGCCGCUUGGGAGAAGCUGGUGGUGGGGCUGGAGCAGACGCUGAGCCGCGCCGAUGAAACCCACGCUAAGAUGCUCGAGCGAUCCGGCGUCCUCCUCGCCGGGAUGGAGCCCUCGCGGUGCCCCGUGAACGGCUCCGAGGCUGCUCCGGGUGGGAAGAGCCAAGAGGAGCUGCCGGCGGGCGUCAGCUUGGAGAAGGAGGUGGUGGAGCUGAAGGAGAGCAAUGGGAUGCUCGUGGCCGAGCUCGCCCGGCUGGGGCGCGAGCGGGAGCGGCUGCAGGAGGAGCUGCGGCGGCUGCGGGCGCAGGACGGCGCUGCCGAAUCCAUGCCGGAAAAUGCCGGAAUGGGCGCCCUGGCCCGAGCGCGUGAGGAGGUGUCGAGGCUGCGCCGGCGGCUGGCGGGGCAGCGGCGGGAGCUGGCGGCGCUGCGGGACGGGCUGGGCGAGAGGGCGCGGGAGGCGGGCGGCGACGCCGCCGUCCUGCGGGAGCUGCACCGCAAGCUGGACGGGUUGGUGAGGUCCCAGCACGAGGCUUUGCAGCUCGUGGCAGAGAUGGAGGGGGACGACACCCCUGGGGACGGGGACGCGCUGCUGGGCGAGCUGGACGGUGCGCUGGGAGAACUGGUGGAGGAGCUGGGGACGGCGCCCGGUCCCCGCGUGCCGCGGCUGCUGCGGCGGCUGAUGGGCAUCGCCAAAGCCCUGCAUGGCCGGGAGCAGCCGGAGCAGCCCCGGGAGCAGGCGGCGGCCGAAGCCGAGCGUUGGCGAGCGGCCGCGGAGGAGGAGAGGAGGGCGAAGGAGGUGGCGGAGGCGCAGGUGGCCGAGCGGGAGCAGGAGGUGCGGGAGCUGCGGGAGAAGGCGGAGGAGCUGGAGCGCAGCGUGGGGAGCCUGCGGGCCAGGGCGCGAGAGCUCGCCACGGCCUGCCGGGACAAGGACGGCACGAUGAAGAAGCUGCUGGUGGAGACCGAGAAGCUGUCGUCGGAGGUGUUGGUGCUCCGCAGCCAGAGCGCACGGCUCCAGCUCCAGCUGGAGGUCCAGCAGAAGAACCACCGGGAGGUCAUCGGGGUCUAUCGGACCCAUCUGCUCAACGCGGCCCAGGGGCUGAUGGAUGAGGGGGUUCACGCGCUGCUGCUGCGGCUCCUGCGGACGGAGCGCUGAAGGGCGCUCAGCGCGGAGCGCAUUAAAACGGACACCGUCACAGCGGAGAGCGCGUCCGCCUCGAACCGCCCGCGAGGGGGCGGGGCCUGAGCCGGGGCGGGAAGGGGCGGGGAGAGAGAGAGAGAGAGAGAGAGGCGGGAGCGGUGCGCACAGCGCCACACACAGGCCCGGAGGGCCACACACAGCACCAUAGGGCCCCACAGGGACCCACACAGUCCCAUAGAGCCCCACACAGCCCCAUAGGGC